AUGAUGUUCCAAUCUCUUCCUUCCCUCAAGCACCUUCUGAUCUUUUCCUUCCUGGCCACUUCUGCACUCUCACAAGAUCAUGGCGAAGAGGCUGCUAAAGAGAUGGGCCCUGUCGCCUUUAUGUGGCCGGCAGACCGCGAGUGGGGUGCCGCACAGGACAAUACUGCUCCCUGCGGUUCUUCACAGGGUAUUGCGAACAGAACCGAGUUUCCCCUUGUAAAUGGGCAGGUCGCACUGGUGAUGCAAGAAGAGGCAUGGCAUGUCAUGGUGUCUAUUGCUCACACGCCCAAUCCGACCUCAAACGACGACUUCGAGCUGCUGAUAGACCGCUACCAUAUUCCAGACGUCGACCCGGGCCAUGAGUGCUAUCCUCUUCCGCAGAAUUUCUCGGACGGAAUCCGCGCCGGAGCCAACGCCACUCUGCAGCUAGUUUACUUGGCCGAUUUCGACGACCGGGGCGAGAGCAACGGGAACAACGAGACGUUCUAUGCCUGCGCCGAUAUCACCUUUGUCGAAGUCAGCGACUUCACCUACCAAGUGCCAUGCUUCAACGCGACGGUGCCUGAAUUCACCCUCCCCUCCGAAGGUGACGACGAAGACAACCAAGACAGCUCUGCUUCCGGCUCAGACUCGGCGUCUGCUUCUCCAUCUCCAGCCAGCGGCUCCAGCAGCGGCAGCGGUGGCCUCUCCGGCGGCGCCAUAGCCGGCAUCGUGAUCGGCGUUGUUGCCGGCGUUGGGUUACUGGCUGCCGCAGGUUUCUUCAUUUGGCGGCUCCGCAACCAGCGGGAACGGCUUCGCGCGCAGGAGGCCAGUGUUCGCGCGGUGAAGUGGGAUCAGGCGGAGCGGCCGAGCACGACGCCCAGCGAGCAGGAAGGCGAUGUUGCGCUCCGGGACAUUCAGGCCAGAGCUUGA
Molecule: messenger RNA, 912 nt
Organism: Cyphellophora europaea CBS 101466
Lineage: Eukaryota; Fungi; Ascomycota; Eurotiomycetes; Chaetothyriales; Cyphellophoraceae
Exons: 5
Coding region: 1-912 (303 amino acids)
Source: RefSeq, a predicted model, not a curated record